Eurypyga helias (sunbittern) is the source of this 114-nucleotide messenger RNA. It is a transcript of the gene RPS21, whose product is annotated as ribosomal protein S21. The transcript is spliced from 2 exons. The annotation marks the transcript as partial. The record is from RefSeq and is a predicted model, not a curated record. Gene Ontology annotation, cellular component: ribosome; cytosolic small ribosomal subunit. Gene Ontology annotation, biological process: endonucleolytic cleavage in ITS1 to separate SSU-rRNA from 5.8S rRNA and LSU-rRNA from tricistronic rRNA transcript (SSU-rRNA, 5.8S rRNA, LSU-rRNA); translation; endonucleolytic cleavage to generate mature 3'-end of SSU-rRNA from (SSU-rRNA, 5.8S rRNA, LSU-rRNA). NCBI's taxonomy places the organism in Eukaryota, Metazoa, Chordata, Aves, Eurypygiformes, Eurypygidae. Gene Ontology annotation, molecular function: structural constituent of ribosome.
AUGCAGAACGACGCCGGGGAGUUUGUGGACCUCUACGUCCCUCGGAAAUGCUCUGCUAGCAACCGAAUAAUUGGUGCCAAGGAUCAUGCUUCUAUUCAGAUAAAUAUUUCUGAG